CUAACGCGAUCUACUCUACCGACUCCAUACACUGGAAUGGUGAUGCCAAUGCUGAGGCCUUAACAAGACUGGGAAAUAAUCCGAGGCAGAGAAGAAGAGCAUUCAUUAACAAGCUCCGCAGAGCGGAAACAUUAGAGGAACAAUUAUCCGAAUUCUCAGAGGUUCCCCGGAUAUUUGACGAGUAUCCCGAUCCGGAUAUCAUUCAUAUUGCGUUAACCUUUCUUGCCGAGCGUUUUAAGAAUUGGUAA
Molecule: messenger RNA, 248 nt
Organism: Acaulospora colombiana
Lineage: Eukaryota; Fungi; Glomeromycota; Glomeromycetes; Diversisporales; Acaulosporaceae
Source: the annotation of a GenBank genome assembly